Ceutorhynchus assimilis (cabbage seed weevil) is the source of this 1122-nucleotide messenger RNA. Lineage: Eukaryota; Metazoa; Arthropoda; Insecta; Coleoptera; Curculionidae. The record is from the annotation of a GenBank genome assembly.
AUGGCGAACCUUCAACUAACACUAGAAGAAUUAUCAGAAAAUUUCCUCACCAACCUGAACCUUGUCAAUACCAAAUUUGAAAAAAGUGUACUAAAUUUUUUUAAAUUGGAAUUCGGAAAGUGCUUGAUAUUGGAAACGAGAGACACCAGAAGGUCUGUUUUAAGAAUAAGAAGAACUAUUAAACAUCUGGAUAUUUAUGGUAACAAUGUUAAUCAAAUUAUUUUAAAAUGGCCCCAAUUUUUGAGUGUAGUCAAGGAGUCAAAAGUAAUGCCAAAAUUUGGUAAUUUAAUAAUUUUGGAAUUUUCUAAAAACGAACCAGAAUUUUCCGAUUUGAGCGUUUUAGAUGCAAUAAUUGAACGCAUUAAUAUGGUGCCAGCAAAAAAAAUUGUUCUCUUAUUCAACUACCAAGAUUGUCCAGAAAGUUAUCUUAAAAACGUGAACGUUGAUGCUUAUCUCAAAAUAAACGAGUUCACUAAUACUUAUACAACGCUCACCGAUGAAAAUCUUAGUGAAAUUUUAUUUCAAUCCGCUUUAAAUGGCCGUAUAAAUCAUGUUAAUGUUUUAUUAGAAAAAGGUGCCAAGAUAAACGAACCAGGAAAUGCUGAUAGCGAUAGAACAUUACAUGGAGCUGCAGAAUUUGGGGAUAAGGCAUUAAUUUCAACACUGCUACGUCAUGGAGCAUUAAUAAUUGGUAAUAGAACAGGAAAUACUCCACUACACAUCGCUGCCAAAAAUGGUUACAACGAUAUAGUCACCUUGCUUUUAGAUCACACUAGUACUACCUAUUCAGUUGAUGUAAAUUUUAAAAAUUCUUCCGGGACCACAGCACUCCAUUUGGCCGCAGAAUUUGCUUACAGUAAAGUAGUCAAAACUCUACUGAAUCAUGGAGCAGAUAUCAAUUGUAAAGAUAACGGUGACAAUGCACCUUUACACUUUGCUGCUACUUGUCAAGAGUUGGAGGUUGUUAAAAUUUUAUUGGAAAGAGGGGCAUUGGUAACUGUUAAAAAUAAGUUGGGUCAAACGCCUUUGGAUUUAGUACCUGCGGAUUUCACUGAAGUGGAACAGUUGCUUAGCAUGGUUGGACGAGCGUCGAGACGAUCUGUCCAUUUGGGAAUGAUUUAA